Mizuhopecten yessoensis (Yesso scallop) is the source of this 2444-nucleotide messenger RNA. RefSeq names its product protein YIPF3-like. The transcript has 12 exons. The record is from RefSeq and is a predicted model, not a curated record. The coding region runs from base 28 to 1083 and encodes 351 amino acids. NCBI's taxonomy places the organism in Eukaryota, Metazoa, Mollusca, Bivalvia, Pectinida, Pectinidae. Gene Ontology annotation, cellular component: Golgi apparatus.
GACACUGCACACUCCACUGUUGACAUCAUGGCUGACACGUUGGGUGACCGACGAAAUCAACAGGGGGCUGCCUCUCAGUCUGCUGUGAUAGACCUGAACGAUGUCGAGGAGAUGCCAGACAGGGAUGAUUCAUCGGACUAUGACAGCAGCUUUUCAGACUCAGACAGAGGAAAGAAGAAGGGGAUGGGAGAUGACAUCCGACAGAGAUUGGGGGAAAAUGUUGCUGCGAUGAUGUGGCAGUCUGGUAAACAGCAGGCCAGUAAGGCAUGGAAUCUCUACGGCAACAUAGAUAUCCUCCGACCCUACUUCAAUGUAGAGCCUCGCGAAGUCAGGUCAAGGUUGAUGUGGUCAUUUAUUCCCCAGAAGCCUACAUCACAGAGGCAGAGAGUUUCCAGAGAGUUGUACGGGCCUCUAAUGGUAAUCUUUACCAUGAUUGCCUUACUCUUAUUCCAAAUGAAGACAGCAGACCAUCGAGUGGAGGAGGGAACGUUGAUGGGGACUGCCUUUGGAGUGUGCUUUACCUACUGGUUCGGGGCGUCUGCCUUUAUUUGGUUCCUGUCAUUUGUCUGCAAUACUCGCCUCAGCAUGCUUCAGAUUAUGUCCAUGUUGGGCUAUGGGCUGUUUGGUCACUGCAUGGUCAUUCUCCUGGGUACUGUCAUUCAUACGUCACAUGAUCACGUUUUUUUCUACCUUUUAUGGGCAGUAAUUGGUGGCGCUACAACACUUAAAAUGGUUGGUAUCAUAGUGACAAGGACAAGUGGACAGACACAAAGAAUCAUCGUCUGUGCUGCAGUGGCUGCCCUACAUCUGCUUUUCCUCCUCUAUCUACACUUCGCUUACCAUCAAAUUGUGGAAGAUCUGUCACAGGCGUUCGGUAGUGGAGGUGUACAGGCACAGAUGAAGGAGGUGCCAGUCGCCAUUAAACCUGGAGUUGGGGGCUUAGAAAAAGCUGUGAAAGAUGUAACUAGGGCAGCUUUGGAAAUGCACAGUGUGUCUAAACAUGUCAUCACUAAACCAAGUCUACAGGUCCUUAUAAAACAUGCUGCCAAUCUAACUGGAAAAGUACACCAAGCUGCCAUAUGAAGACUUCCUGAACAGAUGUUACUGUGAUACUUUCCAAAUCUACAAAAAAAACUCAGUAUAGGAGCUUAAGACUUGUCUCAGACACCUCGAGUCACAAAGCCAUACCACAAGUUGUAAAUGCGUAUACCUAUGCAAUCGGAGGAAAACUUUGUGUUUGGAAAGCAAAAAUGAAACUUGUUGCUUUCUAAAAUUCAUCCAUCAAUAUAAUAUAUGACUGUAACCUAUAUAAAGGGGCAGUUUUGUGUAGAUUAAUAUGUUUCUUAUACAUUGUGUAACCUCUAAAAUUGACUUUAAGGACUGUAAAGGUACAUACUGUAGAGGUAGUGGUAUUAUAAUGAUAACCACUGAAGAUAAAACCCUGUUAAAGCUGUUAAUGAUGUGUGUGACUUGUAUAUUGUUGUUGGUGUACAGAAAUACGAGUACACUGAUACUGAGUACCAGGAAACGUUUGCCAUUCACUCGUAAAAUACUUAAUUGCUGAAUGCUCAUUUUUCCUGCACAUUUGAUAACUAUAUAUAUGUGGUGUAGAAUAUACCGGUAUACUGUGUGCUAUUAUUAUUUAUUAUGAUAAACUCACCCUUUUUACAAGAGGCAAAAGUUACACUGCGGUGAAAAUUUCCUGGUAAACAGCAAGUAAAUUUACAGUGUACAGGUAGGAAAUUGCCUGUAUAUUGACUCCCAAAUAAUAACCUUAAUUUUUGUGUAAAGACAAUUUCAAUAUUAAAAAAUCUCGUUUUGUAAAUAUAUAUCCAAGACAAUCAGAAGAUAUCUGUGAGGUAAAGCUGGAGGUCAGUAAGUCACUGUAAACUGAGACCUUCAAACCAUCAGGACAUCAGAUGAUCUUUUCCUUGUACGUGUAUCAUGUUUUAAAAGUUUAACCUAUGGUAAAGAGAUAGUUGUGAUGGGUUUUUUGCUUGAAGGAACUGGGUUAUCUCCCUGGAGACCAGACAGCUUUGUUUUGUAUACCUAGGUUUUGACAACAACUGUUUAAAUGUUUGUAACAGCAUGAUUUAACUGGAGAAUUUAACAAAUGCAUCAGGACUUACAGUAAUGUAGUAUUUGAUCUCUAUACAUAUAAUGUAUGUUUACUUUAUUUUUAAAUUAUUUCUUGACAUGUACAAUACAAAUAUUGAGUAAACUAAAUACUGGUGAUGAACAUCUGUAUAGUGUGGGACAAUGUGGUAUAGUCUAAAGUCAUCCAACAGCUCUGCUCUGUUUAGGAUCAUUGGUCAUUAUUAUAAUUUGUGGUUUUAUUUGCUUUUUUAACUGUUAAGCAUUCUUCAGACUGUAAAAUGUUGCUGUCAUAGACAGAAUUGAAAUAAAAAAAUAUAUACUUGUAAAUAAAAAAGAAACAAAAGCAU